UACAUCAAACUGAUUACGUGGUUAGGCAAUUUUGUAUGUGAGUUAUUAAGUGAGCUUUUCUGUAUGUAUUAGAGAAGGGUAGUAGUGUGUUGGCGUGUCGGUCCUGUAUGUAUGGCAAAAUUUCGGUGAAACCGAUUGGUUUUGUGUUUGUCUUUUUUUAAGAAGGCAGGCGUGGGUGCAUACACAAAAGAAGGUCGGUUUAAGAGAUCGAAGUUGAGACAAAGUGGAGAUACAACAACAGACUUGCUGCAUAGCUAGACUAGUUCCUGAGCUGGGAAGAGGAGUACCUUGUAUCGGACUGGUGGUUGUGGCGGAGACGGAGAGGGUGGCCACUAGUACCAAGCUUCUGUUUCAGCUGAGGGGGGGACUAUGGCGCUCAGAGCCAGAGCCCUCUAUGACUUUAAUUCAGAGAACCCAGGAGAAAUUUCUGUGAAGGAGCAUGAGAUAGUUUCUAUCUACAGUGAGCAGGAUAUCGAGGGAUGGUUGGAAGGAAUCAACUGCAGGGGAGAACGGGGUCUCAUCCCAGCUUCAUAUGUCCAGAUCCUGCGAGGCAACGAGCCAGCUUUCCUUAAUAGUUGUGUUGUACCCGAAAACUGCUACCCCGCGGCGCCCCCCAGGUAUGCUAAUGUGCCGUCUUCCAGCUAUGACUGUAGCUCUUUCCGAAGUCCCCAACCGGACUCCUUGCAGCCGCUGGUCCAGAUAGCUGCAUCUUCCAAUUUAUCCUACUCUGCUCCGCCACUGCUACAUAGCAGCUCUUUGCAGCCAGGUCAGCCCCAAACAACAGGUCAGGGAGGCAGCGAUGACGACUGGGAUGAUGACUGGGAUGACAGUUCCACUGUGGCGGACGAACCGGGGGUGCUGCUGGGCUCCGGCAUGGAGUUUGAAAGCAGUGGGGCGAGCAGGUACAGGAUGUCCACUCGCUCGGAUGCAUCAUCUGUGUCCCGGCUUAGCACCGGAGGCCAGCAGGCGGGCAAAGGUUCGGGUACAGUGGGUAGGAACCUCAACAGGUUCUCAACUUUUGUGAAGUCUGGUGGGGAGGCGUUUAUCCUUGGUGAAGCAGCAGGCUUUGUCAAGGAUGGGGACAAAAUCUGUGUGGUGAUGGGAAAAUACGGCCCCGAAUGGCAGGAAAACCCUUACCCCUUUUCGUGUUCAAUUGAUGAUCCGACAAAGCAGACCAAAUUUAAAGGGAUGAAGAGUUACAUAUCCUACAAGCUGCUGCCUACUAGUACCAAUAUACAGGUGAACCGCAGAUACAAACACUUUGACUGGCUGUAUGCCCGGCUUGUUGAAAAAUUUCCUGUGAUUUCAGUGCCUCACAUCCCAGAAAAACAAGCCACUGGACGGUUUGAAGAAGAUUUCAUUGCCAAGAGGAGAAAGGGUCUGGUCUGGUGGAUGAAUCAUAUGACUAGUCACCCUGUUUUGGCACAGUGUGAUGUUUUCCGGCAUUUUCUGACAUGCAUUGAUGAAAAAGGAUGGAAACAAGGGAAGAGGAAGGCGGAGAAAGACGACAUGGUGGGGGCUAACUUUUUUCUGACUAUCAGCAUCCCUCCGAAUAUGUUAGAUCUGCAAGAAGUGGAAAGUAAAGUAGAUGGGUUUAAAACUUUCACCAAAAAGAUGGACGACAGCGUUCUGCAGCUCAAUAACACAGUCAUCGAGUUUGCUAGAAAACAAGUUGCUGGCUUUAAAAAGGAGUAUCAAAAAGUUGGUCAUUCUUUUAAGUAUCUUGGUCAAGCCUUUGAAAUGGAUCAGCAAGCCUUUUCUACAGGAUUAAACCAUGCUAUUGCUUUCACUGCAGAAGCCUACGAUAAUAUAGGAGAAUAUUUUGCUGAACAGCCCAAGCAGGACGUGGACCCCAUUGUGGAUUUGCUAGCUCUCUAUCAAGGUCACCUUACAAAUUUUCCUGAUAUAAUUCAUGUCCAGAAAGGAGCCCUUACCAAAGUGAAAGAAAGCAAGCGACAUGUUGAAGAAGGGAAGAUGGAAAACAAUCAGGCCGAUGGUAUCCGAGAACGCUGUGACAUUAUCUCUUUUGCAACAUUAGCAGAGAUUCAACAUUUCCACCAAAUCAGAGUGAGAGACUUCAAGGGUCAGAUGCAGCAUUUCUUACAACAGCAAAUAUUUUUUUUCCAGAAGGUAACACAAAAGUUAGAAGAAGCCCUGCACAAGUAUGACGAUGCAUAAGGGAACUCAAACUUCUUCUGCACCUCUAGCCUUUUUGGAUAAUUUUCUAAUAGACAGCUCUUCCAUCCUGCCGAAGUGAAUCGUACAGAUAAUCAGUGGCGGUGCAAUAAUGUGUUGUUCCUUGGACAAGCCAAAACAAAUCCUGAGGACACUUAAAAACAUGAAAAGAGUUUCCUAGGAACUUUAAAAUGCAAACAGGUUUAGUUGGCUUUGUAAUAAAAAUAAAUGAAUUCUAUGUAUUAUAAUUGAAAAUAUAUAUAUAUAAUUAAUGUAUGCCUACACUACUAGUGUAUUUUUUCAUUAUACUGUUUGCCUUAUUGCUUUUCUGAAGUAUUUAGUGUGUACACCCAAGCACCUCAGAACCCUGGAAAAGGGGUGCCUAGUGCAAAGCCUCAUUCAGUUGCCUUGUUACCACACAGACUUGCAUUACAUUCUGUUGGGACUGAGUUUCUGUUUACAUUCUUCUGCAAGUGCAGCUACCUGACUGACUUGUGCCUUCAGACUAUUCUUUUUACUCCCCUCCCGCCAGCUCAUUCGCUUAACGAAAGGGAUUCACUUUUUGUACAUGUUCAAGGAAUUUGGCAUGCUGCUGCUGAUAUGCACUCAAAAUGAAGUCACCAGACUGAGUGCUGACGGAUUCUGCAGUUUCUUCUGAACAGUGGAUCCUUUGGAUGACUGAGGAGAUAGUGAUGUGCCUGUUUUUAUACUGUUUAAACCCAACCCGCACCAGAAGAAAAUAUGAAAUGUUACUCAGCUCAGCCAGUAAGUAGGGUCCGAGCACAGUUGUGAUUGGAAACGGAGUUACGAUUUAAAACAAAUGCAUUAAAACUCUAACUACACAGAAAAGCUGUUUCCCUGUUACUGAAUUUGUCAUGCACCAAAGUUCAGUUUAGAAUUUAUUUCAUCAGUCUGCUUCUUGGUGUCAAACAAGUCAGGAUUCAUUUUGGCUAUAGAAGUUGGAAGACCUUCACAGGCACUUGUUUACUUGGGAGGCCAUAGAGUGGGUCAGAGUUUCCUGUUUAUCCACACCUAGUUGUAUAAAUCAAACCAGUACUGCAAGUUUCCUGAUCACAGACUUGCAUACUUCUCCCUCGUUAUGAAGUGCAAUCAGUUAUUUGGGUUACUGUACCAUUUCUGAUCAGAUUAACUGUUAAUCUGAUGUUUCUGGUGUAAUAAAAUGAGGCUACUAUUAAGGUAGCUAAAAUAAGUUGGAAUAUUAA
Protopterus annectens (West African lungfish) is the source of this 3398-nucleotide messenger RNA. It is a transcript of the gene SNX18, whose product is annotated as sorting nexin 18. Gene Ontology annotation, cellular component: plasma membrane; cytoplasmic vesicle. Lineage: Eukaryota; Metazoa; Chordata; Ceratodontiformes; Protopteridae. The record is from RefSeq and is a predicted model, not a curated record. The coding region runs from base 370 to 2178 and encodes 602 amino acids. Gene Ontology annotation, molecular function: protein binding; phosphatidylinositol binding. The transcript has 2 exons. Gene Ontology annotation, biological process: endocytosis; endosomal transport; protein transport.